Messenger RNA from Bufo bufo (common toad), 1845 nucleotides. RefSeq names its product radical S-adenosyl methionine domain containing 2 (gene RSAD2). Gene Ontology annotation, biological process: defense response to virus; positive regulation of immune response. Lineage: Eukaryota; Metazoa; Chordata; Amphibia; Anura; Bufonidae. The transcript has 6 exons. Gene Ontology annotation, cellular component: endoplasmic reticulum; endoplasmic reticulum membrane; mitochondrion. The coding region runs from base 74 to 1138 and encodes 354 amino acids. Gene Ontology annotation, molecular function: 4 iron, 4 sulfur cluster binding; catalytic activity. The record is from RefSeq and is a predicted model, not a curated record.
AGGAUGAUACAGAGCAGCAUAUAUAAGGAGUCAGGGAUGGAGAUCUGCAUUCACAGACUCAGAAUUGUCCAAGAUGGUGUCCCUGUGUCUUUUGCCUGUUAUGGAGAUGCUGACAGCGGUCUGGAGGAAUAUGACAUUCCUGCUGCAAUGCAUGAAGAUGCUUUCAUCCUGGUGCUGGCUGGAGAUUUUUGGGACCAGGAAGGUUUCUUCCCUAAAACUAAAGGCACCCCAAGAUCCUGGCCGAGUAAAGCCCAUCAGUGUGAACUAUCACUUCACCAGGCAGUGCAAUUAUAAAUGUGGCUUCUGCUUCCACACUGCAAAGACCUCUUUUGUGUUACCCAUAGAAGAAGCCAAGAAAGGACUGGUCAUGUUAAAAGAUGCAGGUACUGCUUAUUCAGGCAUGGAGAAAAUAAAUUUUUCAGGAGGUGAACCAUUUCUGCAAGAUAGAGGAAAUUUUGUGGGGAAACUGGUUGAGUACUGCAAAAAGGAGCUGAAGUUGCCCAGUGUCAGCAUUGUGAGCAAUGGCAGCCUGAUCACCGAGAAAUGGUUUAAAAGUUAUGGAGAACAUCUGGAUAUCCUUGCCGUGUCCUGCGACAGCUUCAACGAAGACGUCAACAAGCUCAUUGGUCGAGGACAAGGGAAGAAAAACCACGUGGAAAAACUGAUGAAGAUCAGGCAGUGGUGCUGCGACUACAACGUGGCCUUCAAGAUAAAUUCUGUCAUCACCAGUUACAAUGUGGACGAGGACAUGAGAAACGAAAUCACCAUGAUCAGUCCAAUUCGCUGGAAGGUGUUCCAGUGUCUCAUUAUUGGAGGUGAGAAUUCUGGAGACGAAGCAUUGAGACAGGCUGAGAAGUUUGUCAUCACUAAUGAAGAGUUUAAAGGUUUUCUGGAUCGUCAUAAGGAUAUUAAAUGCUUAGUUCCAGAAUCCAACCAACAGAUGCGGGAUUCAUACCUCAUUUUGGAUGAAUAUAUGCGCUUCCUUGACUGCAGAAACGGCCGCAAAGAUCCAUCAAAGUCAGUCUUGGACGUUGGGGUCGAAAAUGCCAUAAAGUUUAGCGGCUUUGACGAGAAGAUGUUUUUUAAAAGAGGAGGAAAAUACGUGUGGAGCAAGGCGGAUCUGAAGCUGGACUGGUGAACAGCCCUCAGUGUCUUCUCAUUAUGGCAGCUGUGACUUAAAGGAUCUGCGGUGGGCUCGACCGCGGCUGAGGGUCCCCUUUUGUGGUGAUAGUAUAAAUAUUUUGUUGUGACGCCAGUUGCAGUGAAGUAACAAGGGCACAGAGCCCCUUUUAUUGAUGUUGUGGUAUCCAGGUGUAGGAAUGCCAGAGUGGUGUAGGGUGGCCUACAAUGUCCCUUAAUGUCUUGUGCACGUGUCACGGUGCUCCUACCUGGAUACGCUGGAUCCCAGGAAGCUUUCUGUGGUCUGGUCUGUCCUUAGCUUUGUCCAGGGAACUUUACUCCUGGUCUCUGAGGCUUCAGGCUUUGGCCUCCUUACCCAUCAGAGCUGGAGGUGCUCAAGCUUGUGUAGAUAGGGCUCCUCCAGCAGGGACUAGCUCCUGCUUCCUUCCCCAAGCAGGAGGAAACUCCUUACUAUCUAAACUCCUCCCUAGAGGGAGAGAAGAGAAUGGAAAGAAGAUAAUCUCUCACCAAAGAGUUUAAGUUACCAUAUUUUCCAUCUCUUAUGGAGGUUUGUCUAUGAACAAGAACUCUAAACAAGGUCAACGUCCAUGAACUUCAAGAAUAAUGAAUAUUAUGAUCCUCAAAGUGAAGAUUUUAACAGACUAUAUCAAAAAUACAAUUUCAACGUUAAUGGAACAUAUUUAUUGUAAAAUACAUGAACUUAAU